Molecule: messenger RNA, 1646 nt
Organism: Pyricularia oryzae 70-15
Lineage: Eukaryota; Fungi; Ascomycota; Sordariomycetes; Magnaporthales; Pyriculariaceae
Exons: 5
Coding region: 110-1426 (438 amino acids)
Cellular component (GO): membrane
Source: RefSeq, a predicted model, not a curated record
GACUUCCUUUGCUUUUUAUUGUAAAGGUUGUUCUGACGAACUAUUCCAUACACCAGCAAACGGGAAAUUUAGAGUUGGAGAACGAAAAAAGAAAACAAGAAAAUUUGACAUGACAAAAGAUCAGGAAACCGGCUACGGUGCGCUGCAAACCUCACAGCAGCACGAGGCCGCCGGAGCGUCACCGUCGUCUUCAUCAGAUGGGCGGCCCGUUAGCCGAGACCACGACGCCGAAGUCGGCGCCUGCGGUGACCAAGAUGCCACAGAGUCGAGCCAAACUCGCGGUGGCGAGAUGUUGGCAAAGGUGAAGGAAUUUUACACGCGCAACCUGGGGUUGUUGUUUGUGUUUCUGGCCCAGGGGUGCGGCGCAUGUAUGAGCGUGGCGGCCAAGCUCCUGAUCAACGACGAGUCGGCGUCCUUUCACGCGCUGCACGUCAUCUUUGUGCGCAUGCUCGCCACGGCCAUCCUGGGCCUCCUGUACAUGUGGUGGAAGAGCGUGCCCGACGCGCCGUUUGGCGACCGCCGCGUCAGGGGCCUGCUGCUGCUCCGCGGCGCGAGCGGCUUCUCGGGCCUGCUGGGCCUGUACUAUUCGCUCUCGUACCUGCCGCUGUCGGAUGCGACGUUUAUCUCCUUUAUCAUCCCGGCCAUUACGGCCAUUGUGUGUUUUGUGUUUUUGAAGGAACCCAUGAGCAAGCACGAGACUUUUGCCGGCGUGCUGGCGUUCACGGGCGUGCUGCUCAUCGCACGCCCCACCUUUCUGUUUGGCGGCAGCCACGCGAGCCUGGACGAGGACCCUGCAGCGGCGGCGUCGGCGUCGGCGGCGUCGUCUGUGUGGGGCGGUUACUUUUCGCAGUCGGCGCCGACGCCGCCCGCAGUCACCCCGACGCAGCGGACGCUGGCCAUCGUCGGCGGCGUCGGCGGGUGCUUCUGCGCCGCCACGUCGUACGCCACGAUCCGCGUCAUCGGCAGGCGCGCGCACUCGCUCGUCAGCGUAAACUACUUUGCCAUGGUGGCGACCGUCGGGUCCGCGGUCGCCAUCCUGCUGCAUCCGGAUCUGGAGUUUGUGUUUCCUGAUCGGCCGAGGCACUGGCUUUUGUUUCUUUUGAUUGGAAUCGCCGGGUUUUUGCUGCAGUUCCUGCUCACCGAGGGCUUGCAGAGGGAAAAGGCAGGGCGUGCGACUAAUCUCAUAUAUACCCAGAUAGUGUUUGCACUCGUGACGGAGCGUAUCAUCUGGGGCACGGUGCCUUCGUCGUUGAGCCUUGUCGGCGGCCUCUUGAUCAUAGUCGCUGGGGUCUGGACCACGCUGCAAAAGCAGAGCACGACAAGCGAUUUGGCGAAUGCUGCUAAUGCCGGGUCGAGCACUGCGGAGCCGGACGAAGAGACUGGGCUGCUGGGUCCGAGUUCAAGAAACUCGGAACAAAGGACGUGAGAAGCACUGAUCAAUGACGAGUAAUGGUUUCAAUGGCAUUUAGCAUUUACGAAGCAAGACAGAAGCAUAUUGGGCGGGUAGGUUAUAGAUGAAUCAUGUUUGUUUAUAAACAGGAGGACGUCUAAAAAGAUCCUCGGACUAUUGCUAGUCUAUAUCUCCCAUAAAACGGUAAAAAGAAGAAAAAGAAUUAUAUGUCAUGACCAAGGCAUUAAAAAGCUGA